AUGCCUGUCGGAACGGUUCCUGUGGUGGGCCGCACGUAUAGCGUGCUCUGUCCCAUAUGCAGCAACACCGUCAACUUCGAUUGCAUUAGCACGGCCGUGUACGGCAUUCAGUGCCAUGUUUGCCGCUCUCUGAUUGACCUGCGUGACCCGUCGGUGCCGCUGCCUCCGAACGACCCCUGUGUACUCGCGGACCAAGGUGAAGGCGACGUCUGCUUCUCCCCCGAGGUGGAGGAGUCGGGUGGGUGCUCCGCCACAACGCAGCUCUACAUGGUGGUCGCCGGUGUUGUGGAGCAGCAACAGAAAGAAAUGCCUACUAAAAUGAGCGGGGAAACAAUGCAGGCCUUCUCAGCACGCCGCAUACAAGCUCUUUCUGAGAGGUUUUCCUUUCUCUACCCAUUGGUACACGCGAUAGAGUACAUUAUCUUUGGAACCAACCCGGUUGCGAAAAUAGGCAACGUGCGAAUUUUUCGUAAGCAGCUACCGUGCUGCCGACCUGUGAAUAUACCUGUUCCACAAACCUCCGUCUCGUAUGCCGUCGUACUCGCUCUCAUCGUGGCUCUCUACACUGUGGUUGUACUUUGCGCCCAACUACUUCACGACGAAUGGAUGUGGCGCAUGGUUUACUAUGAGGGUUUUUUUAUUCUGGUAAGCUUGAUUGCGAUGCUGCGUUGCGUGUACAUGGACCCCGGUUUCGUGCGCCCCGCGUACCUGGAAGGCAAUGACAACGGCACGGACGAGUUAACCCUCAAAGACAUUGAGGCAAAAAGCCGUGAGAGUCGGUGGGAAACUGUGGAGGGGCAGCCAGUGGAACGAAAAUGGUGCUCGACGUGUGAAAUUUAUCGCCCGAUGAGGGCGGCACAUUGCUACUUCUGCGGCCUGUGCGUGCAAGAGCACGACCACCACUGCUCUGUGAUUGGGGUUUGUGUGGGGCGUCGAAACGUGCGCAGUUUUAUUUUAUUCCUUUUUGCUAUCGCCCUUGUGGCGUUGUUCCCUGGAGUAUGUCUGCUGUUGGCACUGUACGACGCCGCGUCCUCCCUCACUCCGUGGUCGGUUGGAAUUUGUCUCGCAUUGUCUUCUGUUUUGCUGUUUUUGUCGGCUUCGGUGACAUUCAUUUGCGCCACUAUGCUGUAUUCCCUUACAAUCGAGCAGACAACACGAGAACGCCUGCAAGAUGUCUACACGGGCAAAAAGAACCCGUUUUCCCGUGGCGUACUGCGGAAUAUACAUUGGCACAUGUGGCAUCGCACCCCACCUUCCCUUUUUGAUGACGAAUUUGUGCACUUGUGUGCCACGCGGGUGUAG
Messenger RNA from Trypanosoma conorhini, 1302 nucleotides. RefSeq names its product S-acyltransferase. The transcript has a single exon. Gene Ontology annotation, cellular component: endoplasmic reticulum; Golgi apparatus. Gene Ontology annotation, biological process: protein targeting to membrane; peptidyl-L-cysteine S-palmitoylation. Gene Ontology annotation, molecular function: protein-cysteine S-palmitoyltransferase activity. The coding region runs from base 1 to 1302 and encodes 433 amino acids. NCBI's taxonomy places the organism in Eukaryota, Euglenozoa, Kinetoplastea, Trypanosomatida, Trypanosomatidae. The record is from RefSeq and is a predicted model, not a curated record.